Messenger RNA from Adineta steineri, 444 nucleotides. NCBI's taxonomy places the organism in Eukaryota, Metazoa, Rotifera, Eurotatoria, Adinetida, Adinetidae. The record is from the annotation of a GenBank genome assembly.
AUGCAAAACCUUAAAGACGCUGCAAAUGCUGGUGUAGAAAAAGUUAAAGAAGUAGCAAGUGGUGCUUCAUAUGAAGCAAAUAAGGAAGCAGCUAAAGAUGAUCAUCUUUCAGCAGGUAACCGCAUAGGUCAUGGCAUCGAUGCUGUUAAAGAUAAAGUUGAAGAAAAAGGUCAUGAAGCUAAAAAAGAAGCUCAUAAGGAAGCUGCUGAAGAACGAGGUGUAAUUGGUCAAAUUGGUGAUACAAUUUCCAAUGCAUAUAACUAUGUUGCCGAAAAAGUUCAUGAGGCAACAAGUAAUGCAUCUUAUGAAGGUCACAAAGAACAAGUCAAAGACUCCGAUAAUACGGUUGGUGAACGUGUUGGCGCUGGUUUUUCAGCUGUUGGUGACAAAAUUGAAGAAAAAGCUCAUAAAGCCAAAGCUGAAGCACAUAAAGAAGCUUUGUAA